Vitis riparia (riverbank grape) is the source of this 1452-nucleotide messenger RNA. RefSeq names its product serine/threonine-protein kinase EDR1-like. The coding region runs from base 117 to 488 and encodes 123 amino acids. Gene Ontology annotation, molecular function: ATP binding; protein kinase activity. The record is from RefSeq and is a predicted model, not a curated record. Lineage: Eukaryota; Viridiplantae; Streptophyta; Magnoliopsida; Vitales; Vitaceae. Gene Ontology annotation, biological process: protein phosphorylation. The transcript is spliced from 5 exons.
UCAAAGGCUCACAUAAGAUCCAAGGAAUUGGUGCCGGUAUCAUCCCCAAAGUUUUGGAUACUGAACUACUUGAUGAAGUUAUUCAAGUGUGCAUGGAUGUCUGCUAUUAACUGCUGAUGUUUGAAACUGCUAGGCUUCUUGCAUUAAAAGAAGGUUUGCUGGAGGUUGCUGUGAAGAAGUUCUUGGACCAGGAUUUCUCAGGUGCUGCUUUGGCCGAGUUCAAAAGAGAAGUGCGAAUAAUGUGUAGAUUGCGUCAUCCAAAUGUUGUUCUUUUUAUGGGUGCUGUUACUCGCCCUCCAAACCUCUCUAUCAUCACUGAGUUUCUUCCAAGUGCAGGGCAUGCAAACAAUUGGGGCAUAUGGAGAGGGUGUGUAAAAACAAACAACAAGAAGAACACCAAGCUCAAGCAGUGGAUCAACACUAGGAGGAGCAACUUUUUGUUGCAUCUUGUUUUUCUAGUAGCAGUUCAAGUGAUGAUUGGCUUAUAAACAGUGGAUGCACAAACCACAUGUCUUUUGAUGAAUCCUUUUCAACGAAGUAAACAAGUCAGGGGUGUCAACAGUUAGAAUUGACAAUGGGCAGUAUAUUGAGGUGAAAGGUAAAGAGACUAUUGCAAUAAAAGGCUCAACAGGGUAUAAAGCUAAUUUCUUAUGUAUUUACUUAUUCCUAAAAUUGAUCAAAAGCUGCUGAGUGUGGGACAAUUGCUUGAGAAAGAUUAUUCUAUUGUGUUUAAGAAUAAAAUGUGUGUGAUUGCUGACUCAAAUGGUGUGUUCUGUUUUCUAUGAAAAUGAAUAGCAAAAGUUUCGGUCUAAAUUGGAACAAGGAUGAGUCUAGUGCAUGUCCAUGUACUUUGAACCAGGUUGAGUAAUGGCACAAGAGGAUGGGGCAUUUUUGGGAUGCAGACUUCUUUGAUGAAGGUCAAGGCUUCCUCCUUAGAGGUGACGGUCUUCCACCGGAUGUUUCGAGUGACUUGAUCUAUCGCCUGCCCAUAGUAUGAAGUCAUCCACAUCGCUGACCCUGAAUGGUCUAAGAGUGACCCUCCCGCAAUCCAUCUAUGGCAGAAAUAUUGAUGAUUGUUUCUGUACCAGCGCUAAGCCCUUGAGCUUGGGGAUUACAUAGAACUAAUAGAUUGACGGAUACCCAUAUAUGUUGAAUUUUUGUUUGGUUAGUAUUAUAUUGGUAGUGACAAUGUGAGGAUGGAGGUUGAUGAUGGGUUUUUGUUAUCAUAUGAUUCUAUGUGUAUGUAAUUCUUGGUCCUCCAAUUCAGUAAUAAUAGAAGUCGAUUGGAUAUUGAGAGCCAAUGGUAUUGGCAUUCAACUCAUGGGCCUUAAACAGUACUGGUCAUCAUCUACAAUUGGCUGCUACAAAUUGACUCUGACUGUGGACAAUGGGCCAAGGUCAUUUUCAUGUAUAUAUAUAUAUAUAUAUAUGAAUUUCAUAUGUUGAAUUUUC